This is a messenger RNA of Mugil cephalus (flathead mullet), 2424 nucleotides long. RefSeq names its product prepronociceptin b (gene pnocb). Gene Ontology annotation, biological process: chemical synaptic transmission; neuropeptide signaling pathway; sensory perception. Lineage: Eukaryota; Metazoa; Chordata; Actinopteri; Mugiliformes; Mugilidae. Gene Ontology annotation, cellular component: neuronal cell body; axon terminus; plasma membrane. The transcript has 3 exons. The record is from RefSeq and is a predicted model, not a curated record. The coding region runs from base 275 to 1066 and encodes 263 amino acids. Gene Ontology annotation, molecular function: opioid receptor binding.
GGGUUGAGCCAGGAGGGAAGGGGUGUGCCAUUAUAAGAAGCCUCAGAGGAGGCAUGAUUUCAGUUGUUGAAACCCUUAGCCUAAGGAUACGAGCUGAGCCACCAAACUCCUCCACAGAAGGAAGGACUGAGAGAUAUCCAUACGUCACACGUACAGGCUGAACCCAGAUCCCACUGAUUCUACCUCCCAGAUUCUCCAGCUGUUAUCUCCUUGUUUUAGUCUCUUCCACCUGCUGGGCUCCUGUUCGUCCCCGCCUCUGUGGGUGUACUGAGCGAUGAAGAUCCCUCUGUGGUGCCUGGUGGUGCUGCUGGCGUGUCUCUUCACACCUGGACGCAGUGACUGCCAGGGGGAAUGCGUGGCCUGCGGUCUGCUCCUGCAGCAGCAGCAGCUGCAGCAAGCCUUCAACACCAUGGUGUGUUUGCUGGAGUGUGAGGGCCACAUCUCCUCUUCACUCACAUGGGAAGUGUGUAAACAUGCCGUGAAGCUGUCACACCACCCCACACUUCCUGAGGGAGGCGCUCUGUUCAAGAGAACAGGAGAGGAGCUGGACCUGACCUCUCUUGACCUGAACUCAGACAGUGAACUGCUGCAGCCUGCGGCUGCAGAGCGUUUCCAGGGGGAGGAUGAAGCCGAGACACCCUUUGAGCAACGCAGUGUCCAGUAUGACUCAUCACUGCUGGAAUCCUCUGAGGAGGGGGAGGGCCUGCAGGGUCUGGAUCUCGGUGCGGCGGAUGAAGAGAGGAAGAUGAGGGAGGACAGGAACGUGGAGAGCGACAGCCAGCUGGAAGGGGAAGAGGACGACAGCUCGCAGGGUAUCACCUUAUCCAAGCGCUUCGGUGGCUUUCAGAGGGGGCGCCACGGAUACAGGAAGCUGAUUGGCUCGCCCAUGAGGCCCCUGCAGAAGCGCUACGGCGGCUUCAUAGGCGUCCGGAAAUCUGCCCGCAAAUGGAACAGUCAGAAACGGGUGAACCAGCUGCUCAGGCAGUACCUGGGCAUGAGGAGCAGCCGCAGUGGCAGGUUCAACAACGUCCCCGUGACUCGGGUUUGGAGGCAAAACAAACUGUAACGUGUGUUUCUGUUGCUUUCACGGAAUCCUGCCCCAGUUACCUCAACCUACAAGUCAUCUUUUUUUUUUUUUUUUUUCCCAGCCGCUCACUCCAGUUUGAACUGUGACGUCGCCAUUGUCAUCUGAAGAAUGGACUCUGCCAUCUUGCUGCACAUCUCUUUGUGUCUCUAAGUAACAAAGAAUGUUUUGACCGUGAUGUCCUUCUUAUUAAGCAUAUUUACAUGCCAUUUUGUGAAAUAAAAGAAUUAGAGAAGUGCAAUUGAAUAUAUUUUUGUGUGUUGGUAUAAUAAAAGGGGCCAAAUGAGAUUGGAAAUCUGGUUUACUGCAAGGUUUUUUAGACCUUAGGGUGUGACGUUAAAAAUCGUGUUGACUGCACUUUCAUGCAUGUGUGGAUGGGAACUGUGUCAUGGCUUCAGCAGUUUUUUUUUGCACUCGGCAGAUUGGAAUGGAGUGGACGUAUAUGUGUAACUACAACAUAGGUUUUUAAAAUGGCAUUUUGUGGAUUUGGAACUGAGCAAAUCGCAUAGAGCUAACUAUUUGCCUUCAACUGCACUAUAACUGCUAAGCUUCCCACACGUCAGAGCAGAAACAAGCUGUGGAAUCAAAUUGGAAGUAAACCAGGACUGUGCUUUCAAGACGGUUCAAUCAGAUGUAAAUAUAGUCGGACGGCUGGAUUGCUGACGCACAAUCUGUUAAUUACUAGUGUAACAAUCCUAUUUUGUGCAUAGAAAACUUAAUUAAUUGGACACAAUGGAGGUAAAAUUGGUUUUCUAAACUUUUUCAACUCGACAAAAUUCUGCCUUAUUCCUCAAGAACAAAAAGCCUUGUUCCCAUCGCAUCAUUAUUACUGUUAAAAAUGUUUUUGUCCUUUCUAUUGUAUUCCGGCAUUCGUGGUUAAGCGGAACUUUUCAGUGCAAACCUUACCAAUAAUGAGUUUGUCUUUAGGAAACGAAGAGCAGGUUGGCAGCCUCCCAUGGUCUCCUGUCAGUGGAACAACACUGCCCUCUAGUGCUCGAGGUACAGACAUGUUGCUCUUGGAUACUGACUUGGGAUCAGUUUUAUAUACGCCCCAAGUAACAUUUUACUUUAACACAAGAGAGCGCAUGGUAAAUCAGCAAGUCAGCCACAUUCGUAUUGAUAUAACAAUAACAAUAAAAAGAAAAACACUAGAAAGCUUUUCUCCAGUAUCUCACAUUCUUACAGUAUUUGCAGUUUCCGUAUGACCGCUCAUAAUUCCUUAUCCACGUCAAGGGUCGAAGAGUAAAAGGUGUUGUAUGCUGUGUAUUUUGACUGUAAAGCCCUGUGUGGCAAAUUUGUGCUUUGUGAUAUUAGACUAAAUAAAAACUGACAGAACACUU